AUGUUAUCGUUUUUCCAGAUCCCGAGGUAUAGCGAAGCCAAUGAGAGCAGUAUGAAAAUACCACUGUACAUCGCGAUUUAUGCACUUUUGAUUACUUUGAGUUUCACGAAAAGCAACAGCAGCAGCAACAAAACCCCGGGGAAAAAGGUAUUUUUUAAUUAUUACAAAAUUUUGUAACUUCUAUUUGUGAAAUUCUAGUCCAUUGCAAUGACAGAAUCAUCAAAUCAACAUGACACUUUUCCUGAUGAUUGAUUGAUUCCCUUAUAACUAGUUUACUAUUCAGGAAUUCCUGUCUGAUUGAGCUUUUUUAGUUUUGAAGCUUAAUUUAAUCAUACUGUGUUUUAUUUACCAUACUUUAAAUUUGUAUUGCUAUUAAAAUUUCAACAGUUGGGUUUUUCAUUCUGCUAAAUUAUGAUGCCACGUGUGCUAACAUUGGCAUCUUUCUUUUUCAUUGAAUAACAUUAUAGUGCUACUUUUGCAACUUUUAAUUAAAGUUUCCUGUUUUAUUAAAACCUAGUGCAAAUAAAGUAGCACCGUUUAAACAUAUAUAACAGAGGCAUUCCUUUCCUACUGCAUGACAGAUAGGAAAACAACAGUUCAUAGAUCAGAACACCUUAGAGUUGAUAAAUUUGUCAGUUUUAUUCCAAUGUUAGUAUUUACAUUUGAACUCUAACAACUCUUCCACUACUUCUCCAGUUAGCAAAAAGGAAUGAAAAAGUAAUGCCCCCCCUCCUGUAUGUAUUAAAUUUUACAUCCAACUACCCUCUCUCUUGUUGUCAUUUUCUCCUAUGCCCCCCGCUCUAGUCCCCCGCCCCCCUUGCAGGAAAUUAUUGCAGAGUCCCUUACCGUAAACUGCCGCUUAUAAGCUCUGUGCUUAUACAUCUUCCUAAGGGGUUUUAGUAGGGCUUAUCAACGGUGGCCGGCUUACAUCUGAGGGGGAUUAUAACCGGCAGACCAGAAAAAGGGCCUCGAAACAAGCUAUAGCAGUGCUUAUCAAAGUACUUUUUGCAUUUACUGGCUUCUCUUAAGCUUUAAAACUUCAUAAUAAAUCGAUUUCGUUACGAUACAAACAAGAGGAGGGCUUACAUCUGGGGGCUUAUAAUCGGAAGUAUUUUUUUGUUUACAGCUAGAUGGGCCUAUAAUUGGGGGGGCUUAUAAGCAGCAGUUGUUUGGUCAGUAGCGGAUCCAAUAACUGGCCACACAAAUGAGUUCUUCUUUAUCGGGGGCUCUCGGAACCACGACAUCUUGCCCGUCAGUCAGAGAAUUAACUAUAACAACUAGAGGUAAUCAUUGAUUACAGAUCCGGAUCCGCGUUCGUCACUUACGGAAACGAAAUCGAGUAGAAAGGAGUCCAGUUUCCCGGCCGAGAUGCCCCUGAUAAAAUAAAUAGGGCGGCUAAUUUGCAGUCGCCCGUGAUAGCUUGAAAAUUUCUUUCUUUGUGCAACAGGAACGCCAGAUUAGGAUGCGUUCUGACGAAUGCGACAAAAUGAAACGGAGGGCCAUGACGUUUUGUGAAGCAAGCUGUAAAGCUCAAGAAACUUUUACGUAUGAUUAAAGUAAAUUUCCCCCUCAGUUUCAGUUUCAGCCGUUGAAUGUCCGUCAUUGGACGCAGGCCUUCCCCACUGACCUCCAGUGAACCACGUUUUGAGCGACACGACGCCAAUCUCUUAGGAAACUAUCUAAGUCGUCCCUCCAUCUGGUCGGCCUUGUUCUUCCUCGGUUCGUUGUGUCUCCCCCUCACUUGAGGACAUAUAAAAUAUCCUCUCUCAGAAGUCAACAACCCCAUUGUUAUUUCUAAUCCUAUUUCCAAUCUUUAACAGGUCGUAUUACGAUAUCAGUGACAGCGACAACAGGAACGAAAAAAAAUCAACAAAUAUUAUCAGGCUAUUUCUUUUUUGCGUUACUCAAAGCGGUUAGUCUGCUGGUUUAUUGACCAACUAAUGCGUUUAUGCUCCUUAAUAAUAGUGUGCACAACAGACUUUAUUUGGGUCAUGUGGUCAGAGUACUUGCUUCUGCGCACCAGGAAUUCCAGGGAUCCCGGGAAGUCCCGGACCCGUGGGAUCUCCCGGAAAUCAUGGACCUGAAGGACCCAUGGGCCCAAGAGGUAAGAAAGGGGACAAAGGAUCUCGUGGAUCCUCGGGGCCAGCGGGACCAGGGGGUCCAACAGGAAAAAAGGGUGAACCAGGUGCUCGUGGUAUCCAAGGUCCCCAGGGAACUCCUGGUUAUGCUCCUGGUGCCUUGAAAAGUAACUGGAAACAGUGCGUUUUUAAGAAUUUAGAUAACGGCCAAGACAAUGGUUUGAUCAAGGUAAACAAUCAACUGAAUAGUCCUGAAUGUCAUGCUUUUUGCCUUCAGAUAGCGCCUUCUAGGUCUAGCAGGAUUGUGUUUCAUAACUCAUUUACUACACAUAAUUAA
Molecule: messenger RNA, 2415 nt
Organism: Porites lobata
Lineage: Eukaryota; Metazoa; Cnidaria; Anthozoa; Scleractinia; Poritidae
Source: the annotation of a GenBank genome assembly